AUGCGAUCACCUCCCAUUGAUCUGAAUACUUUAUCUACUGAACUACAUAAAAUCGCUCAAGCCAAAACAAAAUUAGAAGAUUUCGCGGUGAAACGGAAUGAACUGUUAGCUGAACUUGCAGAUUUUCAGCAGUCUAAGAAAUUUAUUGAGGAAACACAAAAAACUAUCAGUGAUUUAAAUGAGGAAAAGGAUGCACAUAGCGAAAUCAUUCAACAAAUUAAUAUGGAUAAACAAGAGUUAGAAAAAAUGAUGAAUUCUGCAAAGGAAGAAAAGCGACAAAUGGAGGAAAGUAUUAGCCAAAAGUACGAAGAGAUUUUUCGAUUACUCGAACAGACCAACGAAUUAUCCAGAGAAAGUGGUGUUGCUGAAGAAGAUCUUAUUUCUCCUUCAAUUAUACCGCCUAAUAAAAUUACUCCAAAUAUCCCUGGAAUUGGGCCGUUGCAAGCAGUAAGUACAGGUGUUCCUGCUUUACUGCAUCAUUUCAAGAUGAAUUCCAUGCCAGCUGUAGUUCAACGCGCAAUGUUUAAUUUUGACUCUAUGUUAUUGCAAGCUGCAGCAGGGACAUCUACUAUGACAAGACCUCAAACUAUACCACCACAUUCAUUCCCUACGAGCUCAAAUCUCGUUAAAGUUGAUCAUCAAUCACCGCCUAUGAAGACGUGUCAGUCGUGUUUCCAGCAGAUUCAUCGGAAUGCUCCGAUUUGUCCGAUGUGUAAAACGCAAGAGCUUGAACUAGAAUCGAUGGAUGUGUCAUCUUUGAGUAAAGAAUUAUUUAAAUUAUCAGCCGCAAACCAAAAGUUGAACGAGUUUACUGAGAGAUUAAAUGAUUUACGUAUUGCUCUCAAUGAAUUUCGGGAAAUCUGUAUAUUUAUUAGUAAAUGUGAGCAGUUGCGAGCUGAUUUGGAAGGUGAACGCAGAUCACAUGCAGAAGAACUGCGACAAAUUAAUCAAGAUAUCAAUCAUUUGGAGGAUGCAUUUAAAAGUUUAAAAAAUGGAAAUAGUGCGAAAAGAGAUAGAAUUGCAAAAAAAUAUCAAGAAGUCGAGAGGGAACUGGAUCUUACAAAUGAAGUACUAUGCGAAAGUGGUAUUCCAGAAACAGAUUUGUUAACAAAUGAGAUUCUUCUCCCGUCUCAGUUUGAUGAGGUUAUUGAAAACAAUGCUGCAAAUCAUUUGGCUCUAAUGACACCUAUGUUGUUAAACCAUAUAUCGCAUUUAUCAUUUCUGGAUCUGUUAAAUCCGCACUUUUUGGAAAUUUCUGAGAGAUUUGCUGGAACAUCAUCCGCUGGUGGUGCUGCGAUUAGAAACAUGGCAUCAACCAUUAACGAACCGGCCAAAAUGAAGGUGAAAUGUCAGUACUGUGAACACUUGAUACAUCGAAAUGCUCCUGUAUGCCCACGAUGCAAGUCAAAAAGUCGUUCGAGAUGUCACAGAAGAUCAAGAAAAAUGGGACCAUAA
Molecule: messenger RNA, 1455 nt
Organism: Thelazia callipaeda (thelaziosis nematode)
Lineage: Eukaryota; Metazoa; Nematoda; Chromadorea; Rhabditida; Thelaziidae
Source: the annotation of a GenBank genome assembly